CCCCACACCUCCCGUCCUAAAAGGCUAAAAGCACUCCCACCCCGAGGCUGCUGGCCCUUACUACUGGCGUCCACCCCAGGCGAUCAUCCUCCCACGGGCGAACUCCGGAGAGCAUGGCUCUAGGCAUGGCGGUCUCUCCGUCGAAGACCCAACUCCGGCGUCCAACUAGCGAUCCACAGACCCGACCCACAAAGAACAGUGAAACAUCCGAUGUGAGAUCUUUCAUAUUUUUUAUACCCUUUAUUCUCAUUUCACUCCAACUUUAUCCUUUUUGCUUCUAGAUUCAUUUGGCCAAGGGAGUUCCCCUAUUUCUAUUUCUCCACUCUUAAACUAGGUUUUUUCGUAUUGUUAUGUCAUUUUGUUUUGGAAACUCAAACAUUUAAAUUUUAACUCUUUAAUCUUCAUUUACUUGCUUUGUAAUAACACUUUGAUUUCCUCCAUCUUAUUUAUGCUUUUCAUUUAUUUGCUACUCUCUUAUCUUUCUAAGCAUUCUUACGUUUUAGCAUGCUAGACUAGAUUAUCUAGCCUAGGUUAGUGAUAGAUUGUUAAUAUUAUGUUGUUGUCAUUGGAUUAUCAUCGAUUUUGGGAUCUUGAUUUAGAUUGCUUGUGGAGAUUGUGCUUUAGUAAGGCUUGUAUGUUAUUGUUAGCCACUGUGACAUACUUGUAUUUCGGAAUGAGUUUUAAAUCACAAAGGAAUUAGGACUCAGAACCCUAGCCAUGAGAAAGUCUUACCGCGGGAGUGGAGGAUACUUGAGCAGCUUUUUGGCUUGAUUGUAGUUCUCUUGCGACGAGCGCCAUAGAAGUAGGCUCUUAUCUAGGGAAUUCUUUUUUGAUUUCCAUAGAAGUGAGAAUCAAGGUGAUUUGCUCGCUAUCUUGUUGAUUUUCCUCUUUCCUCUAAUUAUUUGACAAUUUGCAUUGGCUUGACUCACAUAUUGCAAUUCAAUAUUAUUGUUGAAUUACACUCUGCACUUGAAUCUCAACCAAUAUCACUAUGCCAGUGGCGACAUCCGUACUCUACCACUUUACUUACUCUCUUACUAUUUCUAAUGCUCUUCCAUAUCAUUUCAUACACUUUUUGAUUCGAGGUCUUUGGUGUUUAACGGCGCAUAAAAGAUUAUUUGCAUCAAAACUGGCACCAUUGAGGAAUAAAAGAUGCAUGCAACAAAAGGGCAAAUGCUACCAAAGCAUACACCACAAGAUUGUAUAUACUCGGGAGUUUUUCGACGUGCGAUACUAGUAUUGCACCUUGAGAAACACCAGUGGAUCAAUUUCAUGUGCGUAUGCUUUGGUAGCAUUUGUCCUUUUGUUGCAUGCUUGUUUUAUUUCCUAGCGGCGCCUAAGACCGCACCUUUAAAUAACACCAGUGGAUACACAAUCGAAAAAAUAAGUAGAAUAAGUGCACAAUCGAGUAACGAGACAAGUGUGUUUUUUGCAUUUUUGGAGUAUACCUCAAUGGAGGGUUUGAGCUAUGGAAUGUACCUUGUUUGCCCAAAAAAAGCAUGAGCGUUUGACGAUAGUCUCCUAAGGUAGAUACUUUAAGAUGUGUGCCACAUCUUUUUUACAUCACCACUCCCCCACCCACCCCGCUCUCGCCUUCUUCAAGCAAGGUCUAUUUUCUGUUUUUAGUACAACAAUCAAACAAAUAAGUUAAUAAAAAAUAAUUAUCUCACCAAUUUCCUCACUAACUAAACAAGAUAAAUAAUUUUAGUUUAUUUGACUUCAUUUUUCUUGAUAGUCUCCUAAUAUUUUCUUCUCCAGCCAAUCAUCCGACAUACUUCACUACCAUAUAUAUGCCCCUCCACUUAAAGGCAUUAAAGGUACUUACUUCUGCAUUGUGUUAUCUCAAUGAAAACUAAGUCCUCUUGAGCUUGUCUGUCGUUAACUUGCUUGGUUCUCUUCUCUAUGUUAAUAUUUUUCAACGUAUUCUGUAUAGACUGUAUACUAAUUUCCAUGGAAGCGCUCGAUUUCCAAUUAGCAGAACUGCAGGUGAGGUUUUGAAGGCUGCAUGAUGGCUUGCUCUCAAUGAAGCACAAGUCUGAACAUAUUGACACGUUUCAGACAUAAGCAAGCAAAUAUCUCUGCUGAUAAUGGAAGAUGAGGAAGAGCCUGUUUUUGCUACAUGCCCUUCCGUUUCCUUCCAGUUUCAGACAUUUUCUGGGCCACAUUUUCCAGCAAGGCCAUCUCCAUAUGUGCAUCUUCAAGAGCAAAUUUACAGAAGAGAGAUUAGAAGCAGCAAAGGCACAGGGGUGUUUAUCCCAAGGUCUUCCCAGCCAACGGGCCGCAAGCAUCAUUAUAAACCAGGAGGAAGAAAUGCGUCUUCAUUCGGCGCGAAAUCUAACGCCGGGCAGCAUCCUAACACUACAAAAAUGGUUUCUCAAGCAAGGAAAGGCUAAAGGGUAUAAUUAAACUUGGAUUUCCAUAAAAGAAGUGCAGGUUUAUUAUUGAGGAUUUCAUCAACCGUCCAGAACAAAAGCUCUCAUUGGUAUUUGUGAAUUCGAAGGCGAUGCCCUCCAUUAGAUGAUUUCCAAGGUUGAUCUUGGAUCUACUAUUUGGUAUGUUUUUCAAACAAUAGUAGUGUUAAAAAUCAAAACUGGAGCUCAUACCUAUUGUUGCUUGGAUGGCUAGUGAGCGACAGAGCUGCCAACUGGAAACCAAUUCUGGACUAUCUUUUCUGAAGCAGAGUGGAAGGGGGUACUCGCUGGAAGGGAACUUCAAGAGGCGGUGGAACAUCAUAUUCAAGGAGUAGACUAUGCAUUAGAUUGUUGGGCUACAUCUCAACCCUCAAGAAACAAUUCUUUGAAAGCUCAUCAAGAACGAGUACUUCACAUCACACUCCCAAACCAGAGUCAACAAGAUUGAGAAUUGGAUAACCAGAGCACAAUAUGGAUUUGGUGGGUGAAUGAGACUUCUCAAACUUUGCCUUCCUAGCGGAGGCCUUUGGUUCUGCUACUAACAUAACUG
This is a messenger RNA of Cuscuta campestris, 2961 nucleotides long. NCBI's taxonomy places the organism in Eukaryota, Viridiplantae, Streptophyta, Magnoliopsida, Solanales, Convolvulaceae. The record is from the annotation of a GenBank genome assembly.